UUGACCACGAAGAGCUCUAGACCCCAUUUUCUUCCAUUAUUUUCUUUAAUUCUUCUCCUUCUUUGCAGUUUCCUUAAAACCAAAUUUCACCAUAAAAAACCUCCUACUUUAUUGACCUCACUUCUAACCCAAUAUAUCACUAUUAUUAUUACUAAAGUGUUCAACCAUAUAUGGUUGCCAGUAGUUGACUUGAAUGCAGGAUUUGCAAGCAAGUAACUAACUGGUAUGGCAUUCGGAAGAAAUAGAUCAACAAAAAUGGGACCUGAAGAGCCUGAACAGAACAUCACUCACAUGGAUGCUUCGCUGUAUAAGGCAGCAGUAGAAGGCAACAUUGAAGAAUUCAAUAAUAAGCAGGGGCCUCAGCUUGAGUCGCUAAAGACCCCAAACCAUGACAACGUGCUCCAUCUUAACUUGGCAACCCAGGAGAAUGCUACCUUGCUUUUUAACAUAUUUCUCUCAAUAAUCAAAUUCUUCCCCGUACUAUAUGGAUGCUUCUCUCCGCCUAUGCGUGAUUUAAUUACUAUUAUAAGAGGAGAAAAAAGAUCAGAUUUUAUCGAACAAAUUCUCAGCAAGUGUCCGUCAAUGCUACUCCAAACGAAUGCUAAAGGCCAAACUCCUUUGCACGUUGCAGCAAGGUAUGGUCAUUCUGCUAUUGUGAAACUUCUAAUCAAGUCUUGUGCAAAAGCUAGAGAUGGAGAUUUAGAGAAGCUGGGAAUGGAUCAAGUAAAUGCAGUGAGGGGGAUGCUGAGGAUUAGGGAUCAGGAAUCCAACACGGCUUUACAUGAAGCAGCACGAUGUGGCAAUGUUGAAGUGGUAAAAGCAUUGUUGGAGUUUGAAGAACCUGAUUUUCCGUAUUCUGCCAAUAAAAAACAGGAGGCUCCACUUUACAUAGCUGCUAGGAGAGGAGACGGAGGCAUGCUGAGUAUACUAUUAGAUAAAUCAAAAUCAACAGCUCAUGGCGGCCCCCACGGUAGAACAGCUUUGCAUGCAGCAGCUAUGGCUGGAGAUGCAGAGGCAAUAAGGAUAAUAUUAGAGAAGAAGGGGAAUUUGACAAAGGAAAGAGAUGAAGGUGGACACACCCCUCUUCAUUAUGCUGCACACUUGGGUUCUAGAUUAUCAGUUGUGGAAGAACUGUUAAAAAGGGAUGUUUCAGCUGCCUACAUAGGUGAUAAAAAGAGGGGGAUGACACCCCUUCUUAUGGCAGCCAGGCAAGGUUAUGGUGGAACAUGUUCAAAGAUUCUCUCUUUAUGUCCAGAUUGUUGCGAAAAAGUGGACAACUAUGGUUUGAAUUUACUUCAUUAUGCGGCUUUUAGAGACUCUGUCUUCCCACUAGGGAGUUCUGUUUUCAAGCGUGGUGGUGCUGAGAUUGUAUAUGGAUCAGUUAGAAAUCUAAUGGAGUUGGAAGGUGCCUUUGGAAUCACACCUCAGGAAGCUCAUAAUACAGUUCGAUCUAUGAAACAACAUCAUAAACAGAAGCAAAUCAAAGAAUUGUUGGAAGAAUUGGAGAACGAUCAAGUGGCAGAGGAAGCCGUUCGUCACUUUCGCUUACCAAAUGUUUCUACAGAAACAUUGGAGGCUAUAAGAAAUACUCAUUUAAUAGUGGCAGCACUUAUAGCCACCGUCACCUUCGCAGCGGCAAUAACUGUUCCUGGUGGUUUGGAGAGUGAAAAAGGGUCAAAGCAAGGCACUCCCUUUUUGAUUCAUGAGGCAGCCUUUAAAGUAUUUGUUGUAACAAACGCAUUGGCCUUUAUUUUCUCUGUUUCUGCCCUCUUCAUCUACUUUGGGGUUCUGGAUAAUCUAUUAUCAAGAUUUAAAUUUUGGCGUCAAACAGUUUUAUAUCGAACUCGGUCUGUUUCUGGGCUUCUUGGCUAUGCAACGCUCGCGAUGAUGAUUGCUUUCAGCACAGGCAGUUAUGUGGUCUUAAAACCUUCCGACGGACUUGCCAUUGUUUCAUAUCUCAUAUGCCCUGCCUUCUUUUUCGUUCUGCAUUUGACUAUUUUUGAUUACUAUAUUAGUAAGAUAAUAUUUCAUCGUUGAUUACAAUAUUUUUCCAAUUCCUAAUGUCAAUGUUACCUCUUUGAAGAAAUAUUACUUUAAUAUUAAUAAUCUCCA
Gossypium raimondii (Peruvian cotton) is the source of this 2112-nucleotide messenger RNA. Its product is annotated as ankyrin repeat-containing protein ITN1. The record is from RefSeq and is a predicted model, not a curated record. Lineage: Eukaryota; Viridiplantae; Streptophyta; Magnoliopsida; Malvales; Malvaceae. The coding region runs from base 226 to 2037 and encodes 603 amino acids. Gene Ontology annotation, molecular function: protein binding. The transcript has 4 exons.